Molecule: messenger RNA, 1377 nt
Organism: Paramecium tetraurelia
Lineage: Eukaryota; Ciliophora; Oligohymenophorea; Peniculida; Parameciidae
Exons: 2
Cellular component (GO): cytosol
Molecular function (GO): DNA-binding transcription factor activity
Source: RefSeq, a predicted model, not a curated record
AUGGAUCAUCUUAUUUCACUUCUUAAUGAUAGCAACAGAGACUAUCAGGCGUUAACAGAAUAUUUUUUGGAUUUUUAAAUUAUAAAAGACUUUUAAGAAACUCAAGGAGCAUCAUUUUUCAACCGUCUCAUUUAGAAUAUUGCUUAUAGAGUAUUUACACCUUAAGAAUAUAUUAUCGAAGCUGGAAAAUCUGUAAACUCAUUGUACAUCUUCUUUUCAGGAAUGAUUAUACGCAAUAGUUCGAAAAAAGAUAAAAACCAAAUUGAAAUCAUCGAAAAAUAAAUAUUAGGAGAAGAAUUCUUUUUAUCAAGAUAAUCAUCCAAAUACAAUUACAUAGCACAAAAAGAAAGUUUAAUCUGUUACAUUCACUAAGAUGAUUUUUAUAAAUUUGUCAAAAAGAGAAAACUUAAGAAAUCAUUGAUUAAUAAUAUCUUGUCAUUUUCACAAUUUCAAGAUAUGUCGCCUAAUUUUAUUGAGUAAAUUAUUCAACGCAGUAAUACAUUAAAUUAUCUAAACAAUUAAAUCGUUUUCGACAUAGGCGAUGAUCCUUAAUCUUGGUUUAUCAUUUUAGAAGGAGAUUUUUAAAUAUCUUACAAGUAUAAAGAAUUAUACAAACCGUUACUAAUAUUAUCAAGAGGAAAUUAUUUUGGAGAAUAGGAAAUUAUAAAAAAAUAAAGGAGAACUUAUAGAAUAUCCUGCAUUUCAACCCACUCAGAAAUAUUGGAAAUACCAAAAGUGUAAUUUUUUUUUCUGCUCUAAAAAAAUUAAUCAUUUAAUUUAAUGAUAAAUGAAAACAUCAAUAACAGAGUUUAAAAGUACUCCUCAAUGAUUAUACAAAAUAAAUAAAAUCUCGAAUUCUAAUUUAGUUCAUCACCUUCUAAACCAAAAUUUGCCUUUCAUUCCCCGCAUGUUCGAAUAAGAUCAAAGAAUUUAAUUGAUAAUGAAGAUAUUAAAGAAUUAUACUAAUAAAGAAAUAAAGAACUUACAAAUUUAUUGAACUAUAGAAUCUAAUUAAUAGAAAACGAAAGCAGCCAAUCAGUAGUUGAAAAAUUAAAUCAAAGAAAUCCAAGAUUAAGAUAAUUUUUAGAUAGGUUAAAUUAGGGAAGAUUAAAAUCCAACAUAAAAUAAAAAGAAUAAAGUGCAUUUUAAUUAGAUUUGUAAAAGUCUCAUCGUAAAAUCAAAACAGAAAUUGCUCUCUCUUCCAGAGAUACUCUAGGCGCUGUUAAAAGUACAUUAUAUUCGCCGACAACAUCUUCAAGAGCAUAAACCAAUUAUUACACAUAGAGUCCUAAGAUUUAUAACCUAUUCUUUAAGCUCUAAGCCAACACAAAAAAUAUAUGUAUUUUAAAUCCAGAGAAUCUAGAGACCGAAAUUUGA